AUGGACGCUGAAGACGCUCUCAAGCUCAUAAAAUUCGCCUCGACAAUCGCCACUGGUGUUAUCGCUGGAGGGGCGAUUUAUAUCAACGUCGUUGAACAUCCAGCAAGAAUGGAACUGGACGACGCACAAUCUUUGCAUCGACAAUGGCGGGAGAGCUUCGACCGAGCCAAGUUUCUUAUGGCGGGUACCUCGUUGCUUCCGAUAGCCGGCGGAAUUGCGGCGUUUGCUAUUGACCGAGCCAAAGGCAAACCUUGGUUAAUAACGGCAGGAUUGUUGGCGUUUAAUGUGCCGUACACUGGUAUAGCCAUGAAGCCUCGUGUUAUUGAACCUAUAUAUGACUAUGAAGUCGCUGGGAAGAAGGAUCCGGGAGAAAUCAGGGACACUGUUGAUAAAUGGAAUACUUUUCACAAGGUUCGCACUAUCGUCGAUUUGUCUGCUUUAGCCUGGUGUGUAUAUAAUCUGGUGUACAACUGAUCGACACUGUUAAUUGGUUUCACCAACGACAAGAUUGAAUGAAGAAGUGAUCACAGAAUGGACUGGUCCUCCAAGUUUUGGUCAAUAUUAAAAGUGAAUAUCGCUUUGAGGUUUUUUCGUUUCCACAUGUUAUGCGAAGAAUGAAGAUGAAUAACUUUUAUUUGGAUUAAAACAAUGGCUUGAUGAACAUAUCUGUGAAUAUUUCAUUUAAGAUUUUAUUUUGGCCUUUGUAUUGUAUAUCUGGUGUAUUGCAUAAUAUAAUUAUACAAAGCGCUCGCACUUUUGUCUUGGGUGGGUGGGAAGGGGGUUACGGGUGCGAUCAGGGUGUCAUAAUUUCGUGACUGUGACCUUCCUUUUCAUUAAACCUUUGUGUAGAUUGUUUAUUUCUCUUUUUUUAUUAUUUGGAUAUUUAUGUAGAAGGGAUUUGUGCACUUAUAAUCUUACGAGAAAAGUAGAGGCUUUGUAAGGCAACUACCACAAAACAUCUUUUUCUUUGGAAUUUCGCUCUAUUUCACUUGACAAAAACUUUCUCGAAUGUUAUGGAAGGUACGAUUCUUGUUUUUGCCAUUUUCAUGCAAUACUGUAAUUUUGACAAUAAAUCUCAUGAAAAAUUUAUCUGUUCUGCUUUUUGUUUGCAAAUUUUAUUAAAAACAAGAUAGUUGAAUGGAGUGACACUUUGUCUCUGUGAAUGGGUUUUCUUGUGAGCAAUACAAUGCAAACAACAGUAGUAAGAAUUCCACUUAGGUCUUUGGAAAAGGGGUUUGGGGUGGAACAUUCCUUCCACCUCCGUCUGCCCAUCUUAUACCCAGUACCCUCGGUCUCUCAUUUCUUGUAGCCCAUGCCUUGUGGACAUCCAAAGGGUUAGGGGAUAGGGAGGAAGGGGAAAAGGGAGGGGAUCACACUUUUCUCCCUCACCCCUCCCCCUUCCCUUUUUGCACCUACCACACAGGCUAAAUUCUAGCAUGACUCCAAGGCUUUCUGGUCAUUUUUCUAUACCGUAUAUCCUCUAUUAAGCUCCCCCUCUCAAAUAAGCCCCCUCCCCCUACUGAGCCCUUCCUUUUCAGGGAAAGAAAGUUAAUACAGUCCCCCUCUCUAUUAAGCCCCCCUUCCCCUCCCCUAAUUAUUCUUCACAAAUAAAUGAUAGAUUCUAUUAAUCGACUGAUCCGGGAUCGUUUUUUUUGCAACUGGAAAUUGGGAUCUGAUUCUGAUCCUUGCCUGCGUGACCUAAAACUUCUUGUACUUGAGCCUUUCCACUUUGAAUUCUAACUGAUACAAUCGUCAUUUCAAAGUUAAAUAAGCCCCGAUAAAAUUUGCAAGUUUGUUCCUAAAGCCUCGGAGUCAUGUUAGAAUUUUAACAUAUCGAACGUGGGCAGGAGCCUGACGUGGGCUAUUUCUACAAUUAAAAAAGAUACCAGUUGUGAGGUAUCGCGUGACUAGCCUAGCCGAUCUCGCAAGCUAUCGCGUGACCUAUUGUCUCGAGCCCAUGCGAGUGUGCGCAACAUUUAUUUGCGCAGCUUGCUUGAAGUAGCCUGGGUGUGCCUAAACUGUUUGUGUGCCUAUACUAUCCCAGCGAGCUAUCUUUUAAGAGAAAUACCAACAAAAUAUUCUUCUGUUCAGUAUGGGUUUAGACGCCGACGACUUAUUCUCGUGUCUGGAAGUUCUCUCCACUGUUGCUGCAGGUAUUUUUUCUGGCAGUGCGAUCUAUGUCAAUGUUGUGGAACAUCCGGCUCGUAUGACCCUGACGGACACGAAAUCAUGCCAUCGACAAUGGAUGGAGAGUUUUGAUCGAGCCAAAGUCUUGCAGAGCUGCUUGGCGUUAGUCUCCACUGUUUCCGGAGUUGGGGCAUACUACUGCAAUCCGAAGAAGGGACUGCCUUUUCUUAUCGGCGGAGGGAUAGUGGCGUUAGUUUUUCCUUACACGCUUUUCAUCCUCAAGCCAAAUUCCAUUGACCCCAUCUACGAUAAAGAUAUCACCUCUAAGAAGAGUGAAAGUGUUAUACGGGAUACCAUUGUCAAGUGGAAUAACUAUCACAUGGUUAGAAGCUUCAUCAGCAUGCCCGUUUUUGUGGGAUACGUCGUUUAUAUGGCCAGCAACCACAAGAAGUUUUGGUGA
Messenger RNA from Porites lobata, 2587 nucleotides. Lineage: Eukaryota; Metazoa; Cnidaria; Anthozoa; Scleractinia; Poritidae. The record is from the annotation of a GenBank genome assembly.